Messenger RNA from Bursaphelenchus xylophilus (pine wood nematode), 1964 nucleotides. Lineage: Eukaryota; Metazoa; Nematoda; Chromadorea; Rhabditida; Aphelenchoididae. The record is from the annotation of a GenBank genome assembly.
AUGCACAAAACACUCGCACUCCUAUUGUUCGUAUGGCUAAUCAGUGUUGGUGGGUCUGGAGUGGACAGAAUGCAUUGAAUGGGGGUUGUAUUUAUUCACAGUUAUGUAAUCUGAUGUUUCAGGAAUGAUUGCGGGCUCUGAUGACGAAGAAAGGUUGAUGGUUGACAUCUUCAGAGGCUACAACUCUUUGAUCCAACCAGUCAAGAAUCUAAAUGACACUCCAAUCAUUGUUAGGAUAGCUCUACAGCUAGUGCUGCUGAUUAAUGUGGUAUGCCUUGAUUAGUAAAAUGUACAAUUUGAUUACAUUUUUUUAACUAAAAGUUUAACUUUUUUUCAGGAUGAGAAAGAUCAGAUCAUGCAUACAAAUGUCUGGCUUACAUUGGUAAGAUAAUUUUUCAAAACUAUUGGCCAUUCUCAACAAAAAAAUUUAGAAAUGGAAAGAUUUUCAAAUGAAAUGGAACCCUGUAAAUUAUGGUGGAAUCAAACAAAUCCGAGUGAAUCCGGACAAGGUCUGGCUUCCCGAUAUUGUACUUUUCAACAAGUAAGUCAAAUUGAUGUUUUUGACUUAAAUUUAGUGCUGACGGAAACUACGAAGUGUCCUUCAUGUGCAAUGUUGUUAUUGAGAACAAUGGUGAUAUGUUGUGGGUACCGCCAGCUAUCUAUAAAAGUUCAUGUAUCAUUGGUAGGUGAUAGAAGUUAUGCAUAACGAUAGAUUAAACUAUUUUUUAGAUGUUGAAUACUUUCCAUUCGAUGAGCAGACUUGUCAUCUUAUCUUCGGCUCUUGGACUGUAAGGCAUUCUGAGGAUAAUUAAAUGCGUUUAGUACAACGAGAAUGAAAUCAAACUGGAAUUUGAACAAGCGGAAUGGAUUGAUCUCUCCGAAUACGCCCCUAGUUCCAUCUGGGAUGUCAUGGAUGCCCCUGCUUCUCUAGUCACCCACAGAAGUCGAAUUGAAUUUCAAUUGAAAAUCAGGCAAGUUACGGUUUUUAGUAUCUACUUCAUAAAAUUUAGAAGGAAGACUCUAUUCUACACCGUCGUCCUUAUCAUUCCCACAGUUCUGAUGGCGUUCCUCAGCAUGGCCGUCUUCUUUUUGCCCACGGAUUCAGGAGAAAAGAUGACCCUCACCAUCUCCGUAUUGCUCUCUAUUGUUGUGUUCUUGUUGCUGGUAUCCAAGAUUUUGCCCCCUACCUCAUCCACAAUCCCAUUGAUGGCUAAAUAUUUGCUUCUAACAUUUGUGCUCAACGUGAUUACUAUUCUGGUUACUGUUAUCAUUAUCAACGUGUACUUCCGAGGUCCCACAACCCACCGCAUGCCUAAAUGGGUUAAAGUUGUAUUCUUAAAGGUAGGAGUUAGUCGGAAAUGAUUCAAAGCCAGGUAAUGCCUCGAUUCUUAUGCAUGAAGAGGCCAAAGCCCGCCAUGCAAAAGAUGAUGAACAACAAAGAGAUCCGAAAUGGACUUAUGACUCUUCCCGGAAUAGGAGACUUCGCUGUCAGUCCAUCGCAUCAUCACCCACAUUGUCCUUCAUCUGAUAUGCCGAGGUAAAUUUCCAUGAACAAUUAUAAUUUGCGAAUAAUUUAGUCAACGGCCAAAAUACGAAGUCUCACAUGAAGAUCAAAUAAAGAAUCUAGAUCCAACCACAGCAGCUUUCUAUCCACUCACACCAGAUGCAAUCCGAGCAAUAGACGCCGUAGAAUUCAUCACUGAUCAUCUCAAGAAAGAUGAAGAAUACAAAAUGGUAAGCGUUUUUCUAAUCAUAAUCUACAUAUUAAACCAUUCUAGCAUCGAGAUGACUGGAAAUAUGUAGCAAUGGUAAUUGACAGGUUUCUACUCUAUGUUUUCUUCGGUGUCACUUUGGGUGGAACACUCGGGAUUCUCCUCUCCGCCCCGUAUGUGUUCCAUUCAGUAGAUCAACAGUAUCAAUUAGAUCGCCUCACUGCCUUGUACAAAGCGGGGCGACAAGAUUAA